GUAGUAUAUUUGUAAACAUUCGUUUAUCAUGUAUUGGGCUAUGUACAUUAUGGGCACGUAGCUAGUAUACUCCGUCAUGUAUAUAUACUUCCUGUGACUGAUGGAAAACACAAGUUUCACGUUCAAUAAUGUCUACAUGGUAUCAGAGCGAUCCUAGGGUUAGUUUCCAAACCCCUGCUCUCGUGUCAUUGAUGCGCCGCCCGUCUGUCUCUCUCGGCGGUGCUGUUCGUUGUAGGUGCGUCGGAGUCAGAGCUCGUCGGCCCUCCUCCUUCGCUGAACAGAUCCGGAAGGUUUGUUCCAGUCCAGCAUCGUCCGUCAAGCUUUGUCCUCUGCAAACUUCGUCCGUCCAGCAUCGUCAGGUCUCUUUGUCCGCCGACAAGUCAGCCGUCUGUCCGCCGCUCGUAAUCCACAAUUCGGCCAGGUUUCUGUUCGUCCUUGUCCAGAUUCGCCGACAUCAAAUUUAAUUCCAGCAGAUCCGCCCGUCCAGAUCCACCCGUCCGUCUGUUCCAGCGAUCCAUCCCAGCAGAUCCGCCCGUCCAGCGAUCCGCCCAGCAGAUUCGUUCGUGCUAUCUUCGUCGACCUCCGUCCUUCAGCCGUCAAUUUCAGUCGGUUCUUUCAUCCUUCAGCAGUCUAUUGCAGCAGAACCCUCAAAAAAAACCCCAUUCCAUGGCUGCCGAAUUGUGUGGAGAUAAAAUGGUUUGGUUAAUGUCUGUGAUUGAAUCUUUUUCGUCCAAUCAAAUAAAUGGUAUGACUUCUACAUUUUGUGAGUGGUUAAUUGAUAGUGGAGCUUCACAUCACAUGACAGGAUCUCUUUCACACUUAUUUAAUGUUGAGGAUGUCUCUCCUCAUUCCAUAUGUCUCCCUGAUGGGUCCCGUGUUCAGGCUGUCAUACAGG
This is a messenger RNA of Cuscuta campestris, 895 nucleotides long. The record is from the annotation of a GenBank genome assembly. NCBI's taxonomy places the organism in Eukaryota, Viridiplantae, Streptophyta, Magnoliopsida, Solanales, Convolvulaceae.